GUGUGGUGCAGUCCGUUAAGGAGACCCUGAGCAGCCAGUUCGUGGAGAACUGCAAGGGCGUCGUUCAGAGGCUGACGCUGCAGGAGCACAAGAUGGUGUGGAACCGAACAACGCACCUCUGGAAUGACUACGAGAAGAUCAUCCACCAGCGAACCAACACCGUCCCCUUCGACCUGUUGCCUCUGGAGGAAGGCGCCGGGGUCACCGUGCGGGGGGAAGCCUCCGGCACCGUGCGGGUGAUGAAGCCUCUGGACGCCGCCGAGCUCAGCCUGGAGACGGUGUACGAGAAAUUUCACCCCUCGGUCCAGUCCUUCACCGACGUCAUCGGCCACUACAUCAGCGGAGAGCGCCCGAAGGGGAUUCAGGAGACGGAGCAGAUGCUGAAAGUGGGCACGGCGCUGACAGGCGUGGGAGAGCUGGUCCUGGACAACACCACCAUCAAGCUGCAGCCCCCGAAGCAGGGCAUGCCCUACUACCUGAGCGACAUGGAUUUCGACUCCUUGCUGCAAAAACAAGGAUCAAACGUCCGCUUUUGGAAAAUCCUGACGGUCAUUUUCGGUUUUGCCACCUGCGCCGUCCUCUUUUUCAUCCUUCGGAAGCAAUACCGGCAUCACCGCGAGAGGCGGCACCUCAAGCAGCUGCAGGAUGAAUUCCGGCAGGCCCAGGAGCGCCUGAUGCGCGAAACGAACGCGGAGGGCGGAGAGACGCUCAAAAACGCCUGCGUCGUCUGCUUGACCAACACCAAAUCCUGCGUCUUCCUGGAGUGCGGCCACGUUUGCUCUUGCAAUGAGUGUUACCAGGCUCUCCCCGUGCCCAAAAAGUGCCCGAUCUGCAGGCAGCCCAUUGCCAGGGUGGUUCCCUUAUACAACAGCUAA
This is a messenger RNA of Mesitornis unicolor (brown roatelo), 875 nucleotides long. RefSeq names its product mitochondrial ubiquitin ligase activator of NFKB 1-like. Gene Ontology annotation, biological process: protein ubiquitination; organelle organization. Gene Ontology annotation, cellular component: mitochondrion. NCBI's taxonomy places the organism in Eukaryota, Metazoa, Chordata, Aves, Mesitornithiformes, Mesitornithidae. The record is from RefSeq and is a predicted model, not a curated record. Gene Ontology annotation, molecular function: ubiquitin-protein transferase activity.